CCGCAUUCGAUUUUCCAACUACCAACGGUCAGGAACAAUCGCCGCAUUCCAAUUAUUAUAAAUUCUUAUAAAUAAUCCCGAAGUCAUGGUCUGUUUUAUUUAUCGAAACUCAUUCAAUAAUACGAAUUUUUAAAAUGUACUCUCGCGAUGAGACUGUUAAUGCUGUCCUAAAAUUUUAUCAAGAAAUUAUUCGCCAUCCGUAUCUAGACGAUGACGCACUAAUUUUACCGCCUCCGGAUGGCUGGGAGUCAAUCACUAUCGACAACCCCCACAAGAAAACCGAAACAGUUCUUGACUUACUUCACCACCUCCCAUAUCUCCAAGCGAAGGGUAUGUACGAUAGGUACAUUAUCGCAUGGGAAACUGUUCCGAUCUGUUAUGUAGGCUAUAACUUUUGGGGUAAAGGCCGCGAAGAGUACCUCGCUCUUCCGCCUCACUGUGUCUACCUUGCACACAGUGUCGAUCGCGAAGGUACAUCUUUAAUUCUCAACACCGAUGAAGGCACAAUAACAGAAUACUCCAUUACUGGUGGCCACAUCACGGUGAUUUAUGAAGAAUUUGACGCUUUGCCCGAGGCAGACAAAUGGAAAGUUUAUCGCACAACGCCCGUCACGGAGUUUUUUGAAGGCUGGACUCAGAGGUACCAAAAAUUGGUGUGGAUGUUAACCCCUAGUACGCGUAGUGGGGAAACGAUGGGGACGCUCUAUAGUCGCGCUGAUAACACCCCCCAAGAGGAGGAACUUCUGCUGCAAGAGCGGCUGGAGCCGUGGCAUCCGGACAAAACUACACACGAAGACGACCAGGAGGGGCACGCGGAGCAAGUAAGACAUGCAGCGGCGGUUUAUAAUACGUACCUUCGUUAUGGUUGGCCGCAUAACUUUCGUAAAGAGCAAUGUAGAUCUGAACUGCUGGAACUAGAGAGGAAGUACGAGGAGGAUAUGUGGCAGCGGAUGCGAGAAAUGGAUCCUGAAUCAGAAUAACCAAGUAGCUUUCAUCCCUAAGAGCAGACGUAAAAACUAAGGAAAAUCAAGAGCCAUAAGCCCAUGGCCUGCCAGCCUACCUAGGUACAUACUUCAGCCUUAAUUGCUAUGGUUACUCCAAAGGCCGAGAUCGAACUCGAAACUUGGGGUCUUCCUCAAACGUGAAA
Molecule: messenger RNA, 1147 nt
Organism: Hypoxylon trugodes
Lineage: Eukaryota; Fungi; Ascomycota; Sordariomycetes; Xylariales; Hypoxylaceae
Exons: 2
Coding region: 135-980 (281 amino acids)
Source: RefSeq, a predicted model, not a curated record